This is a messenger RNA of Strongylocentrotus purpuratus (purple sea urchin), 5162 nucleotides long. Its product is annotated as adhesion G-protein coupled receptor G4. The transcript has 22 exons. The record is from RefSeq and is a predicted model, not a curated record. NCBI's taxonomy places the organism in Eukaryota, Metazoa, Echinodermata, Echinoidea, Camarodonta, Strongylocentrotidae. Gene Ontology annotation, cellular component: membrane. Gene Ontology annotation, biological process: cell surface receptor signaling pathway; G protein-coupled receptor signaling pathway. The coding region runs from base 997 to 4779 and encodes 1260 amino acids. Gene Ontology annotation, molecular function: G protein-coupled receptor activity.
UUGGUAUAUGGCGUUCUUUGAUAGGACACAAGUACCACACUUACAAUAGACUCUAUGCGUCAUUUUUGUGUUGUGCCCUCCAAUGCGUUUGUAAUACGGUACUACUGUUUUGAAAGCAGAAAUAAGUACUGGUACUCCGUUCGUGGUGUCCAGUUGAGUGGAGUGGUCAUUCCUGGCAUGCUAACUCUCUAGCUCAUCACGACGAUAGUGUGUCCCAGUGAAAAGGGAAAUACGGAAAGACUUCAUAACUAUAUACACUGAUCAGAGAAUACCCGAAUAUGUUACCCAGGCGAGUGAACUAUGGGGAUUUCCUACUCCUUGGACUCGCAGCCCUGAGCUUCGGCCCCAAACUUUCGGCUGGUCAAGGCGACAAUGCUCCUGCCUGUAUCAACGGUGACCUUCAAUGCCCCAUCAGCAAAGCGUGUUACCCCCCUCAAGCAGUAUGUGACUCUUAUGACGAUUGUGGUACUGGUUUCGAUGAAAUCGAAUGCCUAGAAUUAGAUGAAUGCAAUGAAACAAUAUAUGCCCCGUUUGAUAGCGACUGCAGUGCCGAAAGGAGUAACGGGACUUUCGAUUCAAGGGGCCUAGACUUCAGUUUCAACGGGGAGUUUUUCUUCGGCAUACCACCCUUUGAAUCCGAGUCUCCAGUUUGGAUUGACAGAGUGUAUCUUAAUUGGGGAAGGAACCGAAGCCCUGGCCAUCUACCAUUUUGACAGAACAAGGAUUUUUCAUGCUAAGGAUAUCAUCCAUCUCUGCCGUCGGUAAUGUCACCGAUUUAACAGUUGUUCCACUCCAACUGACAGCAAAUGAAUCUCUUAGUGAAGUUGUGAAGAAGCUACGUGAGCCCUUGGAAAUUGACCAAUCUGGAAUUGGCAGCAUACAGGUCAAUCUCAGUUUCGUGAGGGAUGCAGAACCAAGCGAUGAAUCUCCUUAUACUGCUCCCGAGUUCCUCGAAUUUGGCACUGUAGAAGUAGAAUUCGUCAGAUAUUUGGAUGGAUGCCCCGGUAUACCAUGCCUAAUGGCAGCAUGGCCCUACCUGAGAAGGAACGGUGCUACGCCGUGUCUGCCUCUCGAAAGGAGGCUAUUUGUGUCAUCUCUGUAUGGAAGAUGCAUUUCUUCGCCAGAAAUAGCUCCAUCUCUGAAAACCAAACUGGUUAUCCAGGCGAGAACAUCUUCAUCUCCUGCGAUGCCAGAGGGAAACCACAACCUGUGGUCUCCUUGUUACCGGUCGUAGAUCCAGAGUCGACGGCUGAAGUGGGUCUAUCACCAUCAGCCAGUCAACUAGUCCCAUUAUCAAACGGAACCGACAUUACAUUUACCUGUACUGCUGAAAACCUUGCUGGUACAGCCACUUCAACGGUACAAGUAACAGCACUAGAUUACCGAUGUCCUGGUUUAGCUGAUGCCAUUGUGGACUUCCAGCAGAACCAGCUGGCGGAAUGUCCAUCCGUUCUUCAAUUACCGGUUGAUGGGGAUAUUUUCCAGUCUUUUUUUUCACUCAACGUCCUUCAAGACGGCAUCUUGCAGUUCUUGCCCCUGGUGUUGUUCAUGCCUAACCCAAAUCUCCAGGUUCCUUCCGUCAUUACGUUCCGGAUUACGAUCACAACCGAGCCGGUAAUAGUAGCAGUGCCCUCGCGUAGAAGACGUGACCUCUUCAAGAUUCUGUACGAAAGAGAUUAUCGCAACGUCACUCUCGACAAUGGUGCCAUCACUGUAGAAUUCUCACCGCCUGUCUUCGUUUCGCAGUCCACACCUCUUUAUAUCAACCUGCUCACUAUAGAUAACACACCUCUGAAUCUUCCAUUUAACGAAGGAUUGCAAGGACCGCUCUCAUACCUCCAGUGUCCUCUGUCGCCUCCAUUGAACCCUACUGACAAUGCGUCGUGCUACGAUCAGCUGGAUAUAUGGGCCGCCAUGGAGGAAGAGUUCGUCGGGUUGGGGUGUGCAGAAGAUGCUUCUUUAUCAUUCCGCACCUCCGAAGCAUGCCUACGUAUUGGUGAUGCCCAGCCUGUGGUCACCAAUGAAGUGUCCGUUCCCCUUCUGCAGUUUUUCAAAAACUACGAUAUUCCCUGUCCAAUAGAGGGCGCUGUACGUCGCCAAUGGUUGCGCAUGUCCAGUCGUGGAUUGAGAACCCCCUACGAAUCCCCGUCGCCGUUUUUACGCUUCCAACCGUUCACCGCUGGUGACAUGGGUUAUUACCUCUGCGAGGGGUAUGGUGGCGGGGCUUACCGCGAUGAGACAGUCACAACCGUUCCUGUUCUCCUGACUGUUGAGGGAGUGGCAACGAUUGCCUUUUCAGUGACGUUCGAUAUCGACUAUAUUGACUUUGAGAACUCUGAAAUGUUUUCUGAGAUUGCUCCCAUGUUCAGAGGCCCAUUACAGGAGGCCUUUUUUAAUGACGACGGCGGUCUGAUAUCCAGGUCCUUGCUCGAUAACAUAGAGAGCAACGAGUUCCCCACCAUCGUUAACACACGCAACGGCAGCACGGUCGUCGACUACGUCAUCAACUUCAACAGCAGCAUGUGGAACGACAGCGUGAAUACGAUUGUGAACGCAACUACAUCCCUCCUCGAGUUUUCCCUUGCCCUGCCCUUUGGAGACGGUCAAAGCAGUAGCUCAUCCAUCGUACCGGGUAGCAUCGUCGUGAGCAGUGCAUCAUCCUGCCUGGAAUCGGUAGUCACGGGUACCUUUGGAACCCUGAACUUUCCCGCUACACAUCUGGACCAGACCGCUGACAGCCAAGAACGGUGUAGUGAAUACAGUAACAACACCCCCCUACCCAGAGCUAGACGGACAUGUCGUGGGGAUCUCUUGUCGGCAGCUGUCUGGGACGAUCCCGUGUUCCUAGAUUGCUUUGUGGGAGAAGAUACUAAUGAGGUUUUAGACAACAUUGCUAGGGCAGUUGUGACGCCAGAGAAUGUGACCGAAUAUUCUUACGACGUUGCUGAAGCGACCGCAAAUGUCGCCGAUAUCAACGCGGAAGGUCUCCGAGCCAUCUCCGAUGCUCUGGAGAAAAUUGUCAACGUCGGGAACUCAUCGACAGAGGUCACCAACAAUACCCUCCGGAUCGUCGACAACGCUCUCAGUUCUCCCGAAGAGGAGUUCGUUAACGCCGUCGACUUCGAAGCUCCGACGAGGAUUCUCGACUUCUUGGAGCAACAGAUCACCAUCUUCCAGACCCAGGGCGACGGCAACAACCUCACCAUCAUCGGAAGGAGCGUAGCUGUGGUGGCCCUCCAGCUUCCGAAGGCCAGUCUGAUGGAAGGUUUAGGGUUCGCUACCCUGUCAUCGCCGGACAGUGAAGAGAAAAGUGACGUGCUCAACGAGCUGAAUGAAAAUAAAACGAUGGUGUACUUCAAUCCGGAUAACAUUCCGAAGACAACAAUCGAUGCAUCCAUUGUUUUGCCACCAGAUAUUCUUGAACUGUUGCCUCCAUAUUUAUUAGAAAAUGGAACUGUUCCAGUGACUUUCUUCAUAUUCCAGACCAGUAAGCUCUUCUUAAGUCCAGACCAAGAAUACGAUCUCGGCGGUGGUCGUCGACUAACGGUCGGCACCCGGGUCAUAUCAGCGACCGUGGAGGGUGCGGUCAUUCAAGGUUUGCCGCAGGGUGGUGAAGUGGAGACAGCCUUCCUUGAACUGAAUGUGACUCGAGACAGUGAGGCGGUGGAUAACAGGACGUGUGUGUUCUGGGAUAAGAUUGAUCAAGGAGGCCGAUGGUCGUCAAAAGGAUGUCGACGAGAAGACAACCCCGACAUCAAUAGGAUACGAUGUCUUUGUGAUCACCUGACAAGCUUUGCCGUUUUACUGGAUGUAUCUGGAGAUGUGGGCCUCUACGCUUUAGAUGUGUUGGGUAUGAUCGGCUGUAUCAUCUCCAUCAUAUGCCUCCUGAUUACACUUGUUACCUAUCUGAGCAUGAAAAAACUACGCUCGAAGCAACCUCAGCGGAUCCUGAUCAACCUUUGCUUCGCGCUCCUCGGGCUCUAUCUCGUGUUCGUCAUCGGUAUCGACCGCCGUUACCCGACCGCGGGUUGCGUGGUGGUCGGUUUUCUCAUCCAUUUCUUUCUGCUGUCGUCGAUGUCGUGGAUGUUGGUGGAAGCUAUCAAUAUGUACCUCCUCUUUGUCAAGGUCUUAGACGCCACAGUGUCUCAUUUUAUGGUCAAGGCCGCGAUUUUUGCUUAUGGUUUACCUCUUCUCGUGUGUAUCGUAACAGUAGCAGUCGAUAGCUCCCUCUACUUGGGAGACGGGACCUACUGCUUUGUGAAACCGGGUCCAGCCCUGUAUUACGGCGUCUUACUCAUCGUCGCUCUCUUACUUGCCGCCAACUUCAUCAUCUUUGGUAUCGUCAUGCAACGCUUGUCAUGCCGCAAGUCCGUCGCUGCCCACAAGACCAACCAAGCCAGCCGCGGUGAGAUGUGGCGACGGGUCCAGAACGCCGUCGCCAUCUCUGUCUUGCUCGGUCUGACAUGGUUGUUCGGUUUCCUCGCCAUCGGUGGUGCCCGACUUGUCUUCAACAUCCUCUUCCUCGUGUUAAACUCCCUCCAGGGGUUCUUUGUCUUCCUCAUGUUCUGCGUCCGGCAGAAGGAGGUCCGUGAGCAGUGGGUGCGAUGGAUGCACUGCCACUUCGCUGAGGUCAAGCCCGGUCAGCGUCGCAGCGACGAUUUCGUCAAGGCUAAGUACAAGAAGACUGGGUCGCAGGAUGGUCGGACGUCCUUGGCGACGUCGAGCAGUCAGGGUAUUCAACUGUCAAGUGGAGCGACAGUCAGCACAAAUACUACAUAGUGACUUCCAGGAUAUGAAUAAAUUUAGCAUGAAUAGCUUGCUAGACCAGCUGGCCAGUGAAAAACAUAAGAAUAAAAAUGGCAUUGAUAGUAGUACCCUUAUAUGAUCUUUUUAAAUUCCAUAAUUAUAUUAUUAGUGAAUAAUAUGAAUUAAUUAUACAAUGUCUCAUAUCGAGAGCGAAACAUAAUGUACAGUUAAAAAACGUAAGCAAUAUUUAUUCCUAUAUUUUUGUCAGGCCUAUUAUUCAGCCAUAAGAUUCAAAAGAAUCUAAAGGCUUACAUGAACGUUAAAGGGAUAGUUGAGUUCUGUUGCAGAGGGCGCUACACAAAAUAUAUUUUUGGUGAGAUAAUGAAAAACCGAGUGUCAAAUUUGAAAGAACAUAA